AUGUCGUCUUCUUACGCUAUGAAGUCAAUGGGCGCCAAAGCCUUCAAUCAUUCCACUUCCAAUGACGCUGAAGCCGAAUACGAUCGACUACGUGACCUCGCUCACAAAGAAGCCUCGAAGCGCUCUCAAUGUUUCGAUCAGGCGCAUCAAGCCUACACAUCUGGCGAUGGAGCCAAAGCUCACGACCUGAGUGCCGAAGGAAAGAAACACGCGGCGCAAAUGGACACAUAUAAUAAACAAGCUUCGGACUACAUAUUCCGAGAGAACAAUGCCACAGGCAGAGUAGGAGACGAUGAAAUCGAUUUGCACGGCCAAUAUGUUGAAGAAGCGGAACGUAUUGUGGAAGAGAGAAUCAGAUAUGCGCGACAACAGGGUCAAUCGCAUCUACACGUUAUAGUGGGAAAGGGCAAUCAUAGCAAGGAUCAUGUGCAGAAGAUCAAGCCGAAGGUGGAGGAGAUUUGUAGGGAGCUGGGUUUGCAGUAUGCGACGGAAGAGAAUGCGGGGAGGAUGUAUAUCAAUCUUCAAGGCGGUGCUGCUGUUAUUCCACCAAGUGGAGGGAGUCAUGGAGGGGGGCAACAACAUCAUGGUGGUCAGCAACAGGGGGGACAUCAACAACCAUCUUAUCAGCAGCCUCAGCAAGGGUAUCAACAGCCUCAACAGAGUGGGCAUCAACAAGGAGGAUAUCAGCAGGGUGGUCAACAACAGCAGCAACCGCAACAACAGAACAACAACGACAACAAUAAUGACGAAUUGGAGAAAUUGGCUCGGAAGUUUCUCCCAAGAAUAUUACGGAAAGCAGAAAAGGCUUGCUGCGCAUCCCUUCAACUUCCCGUCGCAGAUAGGAACUGCGGCUCAGUUAUCCGAUACAGGAUUAUUGCGCAUGGAGCCUUCACAUGGGAUCGUGGGCGGGGCCUCCGCUUCCAGUCCAACCACAAGCGUUCGGCCAGGUACAGGAGGGGCGUCAAUAAACGCAGCAGGAGUGGUGCAGGUUUCGACAGCAGUCCUGGAACUGGAAACGAACAAGAAGAUGAGGAGGCAGAGAGAAGAAGACAGCCAGGUGUAAAGAGAGCUUGUAACGAAUGUCGUCAACAGAAACUUCGAUGCGAUGUCGUCCAAGACCCAUUCACCACCUGCUCUCGGUGUCUUCGAUUAAAGCUCGAUUGUAAGAUUGAGACGAACUUUAAACGAGUUGGCAAACGAAGCAAACAUGUGGAAAUGGAGAAGCAAAUUGAAAGACUUCAACGAACAGUAACUCGUGCUCAGCAAGCAGGUCUCAUUCCCGAUGAAGAAGACGAACAAUCUCCAAUUGCGAAUAGCGUAUAUCAACAUUCGAGAAAUCAAUCAUACAUAGGAUCGGAAGAAGCUGUAUCAUCAUUACUUCAUCUCAAGCAAGGAGGUUCUUACAAUUUACCACAAUAUGCGCGACAAAUUGAGAAUGUGGGCUUGACGGAGGAUGCCAUUAAUCAUCUGUUCAACGAAUUUUUCGUUUGGUACCACCCAUACCUUCCGUUUCUUAGCACGGAACAAGCCUCCGCCCAAUACUACCAACAAGACCCUCUGCUUUUCUGGGUCAUCAUUACUGUCGCGGCACGUCGAUAUUCUGCAGACCCUAAUUUGUUGACCAACCUUCAGGGCCCUGUCACCAGGCUAUUGUGGGCGAAGGUGGGUGAGGUGCCUAACAAUUACCAUAUUGUUAAAGCAUUGAUUCUGUUAUGUACUUGGCCAUUGCCUAUAAGUACAACCUCGUCGGAUAUCACGCAUAUAUUAUGUGGUGUAAUGAUGAAAGCUGCCACCGGCAUUGGACUUCAUCGACCAAAUCAUACUCAAGAUUUCUCCCGAGUAUCUGUUGAUCUCAACAGAGAGCAGUUGCAUGAUAGAGUAGUAACGUGGGCGGUCUGCAAUAUUGUAGCACAGAGUACUGCCACUGGAUAUGGGCAACCGGCGUCAACGUUAUAUGAUUGGACGCUUGCAAUACGACCUGGAGAAGAGGGACCCUUUACGAUUUCGCCAGAGCUUUCAAGUCGCCUUACAAUCGAGAGAUUUUGCGAUAAAGUCUCGAAAGAAAUGUACAGCAACGCUAACGAUCCUAGGGGUGUUGCUGGUGAUGAGAACAGAGCUUUAUUGACUCGGGUAUAUCGCCGGGAAUAUGAAGAGAUUCGGGUAGCAAUCCUCUCGAGACAAAGUUUGUCACCAAUUGUUGAUCUUCACCUUCGUGCUGCUGGAUUGCAUCUUCGCCUCUCGGCUUUCUUUGAUUCGAGUACCACACAUGGAUACUUGGACGAUUUGAUGGGCUUAUCGCGAGCUACUACUCAGUUUUUAGAUCUUGUUUUCGAGCUUGAGACUCCCUCGGCCGACAAUGUUACUGGUGGUAUCCUUCGCUUUGCCACAGGCUACAUAUUGCAAAUGAUCAUUGCUGCUUGUUUUUCAUUACUCAAGCUACUUAGUUCAUUCUUCGCCAAGAUCAUGGAUUUUAAUCGUGGCCGUCAAUUGUUCCAUCGUACCAUUUCAGCCAUCAGAACCAUGAGCAUCAUGAACAAUGACUUACCUUGGAGACUCGCUGAACUCAUGGUCCAGAUGUACAAUGGAGCUCGAGUCGAACAGCGGCAAAUAGCCCAAAUGGAAAAUGGCAACGAAGUGGAUCCCUGCUCCGUUGUCAUAGAUGACAGUCUGCAAUUGAAAGUCAGAUGCAGGAUGAGCAUGAGCCUGGUAUUUGAUUCGAUAUGGAGAUGGAGAGAGGAAUUCCAGACUCAGGGUCGAAGUAUUGAAGCAGCGUUGCGAAAUCCGACCAAUCCUGAUAGUGCCAACGAAUCUUCUGCCUCGUCGACUCACCUGGAUAGCAAUCUUCUUCCAUCUCAUCAGAUACAGAAUCACCUCCUCGUUGCAGCUGACGCCGUUGCUCCCAACGAUGCCAUGAUUGGUGCUAACAGCAUGCUUGGCGGAAAUUUCAAUCAUAACGAAACGAAUUACGAAGUUUUCGAUCCGUUAAAUUGGAUGCUGGAUGGAUUGGUCGAUUUUCCCUACAGCUACAAUGCUGUUCAAGGACUUGAAGCCAAUAUUUUAAGUUAA
Molecule: messenger RNA, 3066 nt
Organism: Sclerotinia borealis F-4128
Lineage: Eukaryota; Fungi; Ascomycota; Leotiomycetes; Helotiales; Sclerotiniaceae
Source: the annotation of a GenBank genome assembly